UAUAAAUAAUAGUAGCAUUAAUAUUAGAAACAGUAAUAAUAACGAAGAUUCUAUAAAAACUAGUUAUAAUAAUAAUAAUAUUAAUAAUAAUAAUAAUAAUAAUAAUAAUAAUAAUAAUAAUAAUAAUAAUAAUAACGAAUAUAAUAAUUACGAUAAAAUUAUAAAUAGCAGUAAAAUGAUUCAAAGUAAUUAUGAAGAUAAUAAUAAUAUUGAAUUGGACUCUAUAAAUAGUAGUGUAAAGAAAUCAAAUGAAAUUUUACCUAUUACAGAAUAUAGUUCCAGUGAUAAUAAUUCAAAUUCAGAUUCAUUUAAUUAUAAAUCUGAAUUGAAAACAUUAAAAAUCAACUAUUCAAUUUUGGUUUUUGUAUUAUAUGUAAUGUUAAGUAUUUUUUUUGGUGGAAUGAUGAUAGGAUUACCAUGGUUUUCAAUCGAGUUUUUCAAUUCAAGUGGUGUUAAAGUUUGUGAAAAAGAAAUUCAUUUGGGUUCCCAAAAACCUCCAUUACAAAAAUUUGAAGAAAAUCAAUGGGAUAAUUACCAUGAAGGUUAUCAAGUAUUAACAGUUUUUUUAGUAUCAACAGUUUUACUUUUCAUUGAUGUAUUAAUGGUAAUUCCAGUUUUAUUUUUCAAAAAUUAUUUUUCCUUAAUUCCAGAUAUUGUAUAUUACAUUUUAGAUUGGAUUCUAAUUAUUGUAGCAUUAUCCACUUAUAAAAGUUAUUAUUUCAUUCCAAAAGGUUUUGCUAUCGAUGGCUGUUCAUCCAAUAGAGCAACUUUUGAAAACCAUUUAAGCUCUGCUUUCUAUUUUGCAAUUGCCAGAGCAGCCGCACUCAAGCUACUAAGAAUAGUUGUCAGUGUUUAUUUUGUUUAUAAAGUCCAACAACUAAAACAACAAAAACAUCAAAAUGAUCAACCACAUGAAAAAUCAAAAAGUUUUACCAACUCGAUAUGUGUAAAAUCGUUUCAUGACCUCAAAGAAGUAGGUGGAAGUGAAUGUUAAAAAAAAAUAAAAAUAAUAAUAAUAAUAAUAUAAAAAUAUAAAAAACUAAAACAUCUCAAAAAAAAAAUAUAUAAUUAAAAUUGUAAAAUGAAACUUCAAGCCUAAAUAUCUAUUUAUUUAUUAUAUAAUUUAAAUAAAAUUAUUAAUUU
Dictyostelium purpureum is the source of this 1143-nucleotide messenger RNA. RefSeq lists its product as uncharacterized. The transcript is spliced from 2 exons. Lineage: Eukaryota; Evosea; Eumycetozoa; Dictyosteliales; Dictyosteliaceae. Bases 176 to 994 code for a protein of 272 amino acids. The record is from RefSeq and is a predicted model, not a curated record.